UGGAGGGGCGUCUGGCGAGGCCCGGCGGAUGCCUAAGUGACUGGCAGCCCCCGAGCCCGCCCAGGGCUGGUCCGGGCCUGCAGGGAACAUGGGGGUGCUGAAGGCCGGACUGUGCCCGGGCCUCACCGAGGAGAUGGUCCAGCUUCUGAGGAGCGGCGGGAUCAGGACAGUGGUGGAUCUGGCAGCUGCAGACCUGGAGGAGGUCGCCCAGAAGUGUGGCUUGUCCUAUAAGGCCCUGGUCGCCCUGAGGCGGGUGCUGCUGGCCCAGUUCUCAGCUUUCCCCUUGAAUGGCGCCGACGUCUAUGAGGAAGUGAAGACCUCCACUGCCAUCCUGUCCACCGGCAUUGGGAGUCUGGAUAAACUUCUCGAUGCUGGUCUCUAUACUGGAGAAGUGACUGAAAUUGUAGGAGGACCAGGUAGCGGCAAAACCCAGUUAUGCCUUUGCGUGGCUGCACACAUGACCCACAGUCUGCAGCAGAAUGUCCUAUAUGUUGAUUCUAAUGGAGGGCUGACAGCCUCCCGCCUCCUCCAGCUACUGCAGGCUAUGACCCAGGAUGAAGAGGAACAGGCAGCUGCUCUCCAGAGGAUCCAGGUGGCACAUGUGUUUGAUAUCUUCCAGAUGCUGGAGGUCCUGCAGGACCUCCGAGAUACUGUGGCCAAGCAGGUAAUGGGUUCUUCAGGGAUUGUGAAGGUGGUGGUUGUGGACUCGGUCACAGCGGUGGUCUCCCCACUCAUGGGAGGUCAGCAGAGGGAAGGCCUGGCCUUGAUGGUGCAGCUGGCUCGGGAGCUGAAGACCCUGGCCCGGGACUUCGGCAUGGCUGUGGUGGUGACCAACCACUUGACCCGAGACAGGGACAGUGGGAGGGUCAAACCUGCCCUCGGACGCUCCUGGAGCUUUGUGCCCAGCACCCGGAUUCUACUAGACACUAAGGAGGCAGGAGCGUCAGGCAGCAGCCAGCGCACAGUGUGUCUGACCAAGUCUCCCCGUCAGAAAUAUUGCUGCCCACUGCCACCCAGCACCUGGGACUGCAGAAGUACUCAGGCUGAUCAGAAGAGAUGUCUCACUCUCUGGGGAAGCACAUGAAGACCCAGGCCAGAGAGGACACUGCAGUGGGAGGACCCAGCCGUGUUGGUGCCAAGUUUCCUUCCACUGGUUCAUCAUCUGUGUUCCCAUUGGGAGCCAGGUUCACCCUUGCUUGGGGGCAUCUCUAAAGAGGCACACCAGUGACAGGAUGGAUAGCACAGUGACUGAACCAUGGAGACACUAGCUUCCUUUGUUUCCCUUCUGUAUUUUGGUUUUGGUCUCCGUUUUUCCAACUGUAAGAUUAGCCUCCUUUUCCCUUAGCUUUAUCUCUGAGUUAUUGGGUAGAAAUAGCCUCAUAAAUGAAAAACUUUUUUUCAUCUACAUCCUGCUCUUAAAAAUAUAUAAAAAGAAUAUUCCCUGAACUCCAGACUCACCUGAUUUCCCCUCAGAGGUUGUUUUUCAGUCUCCCCCAGUGAGGCCCCCAAAGAAUGAUUCUUCCUUUCCUCCUGCUGAUUUGGUUUCACACACCUGCAUGCAUCACCAUGACCAGGUGAGAAUGUGAGCUUGCUGCUAUCCCAGGGAUAUAAUUUAACAGGAAGGAAGGACAUGACCUGCUCCUGGUGAAUCCAGCUACUUGUUUAAUAUGCAUGGGGCCGUGUGGGUCCCUGCCACCGUAUAGAGUAACCAGAGGUGGUGAACCAUGGCCUCGCCCAUAAAUAGUCAGAGGGGACUUUGCACAGUAAAUAGAGCCAGCUGGGAAAGUUGAUGCUGGCGUAAAUAAUACAUGGCAAAUCUAGUCCUUUAUGCAGAAAUUCAUUGCUGGUGGCUCCGAGAUACAAUAUAAUUACACCUCUCUUCCUGCCAGCUGUACCACAGCCUCGUGCCUUAGUGUAUAAAAUAACCCCCUUGUCUGUUACCAACACUGUGGUCAUCCGUUUGGGAGCUGUAACUGUGGCUGGGAGGGGAGGAGGAUGCCAGGGAAUAGAAAAUAAAAGGCAGAGUAGAGAAAUGAUCAGUAUUGUUUACUGACCAUAUUUUUCAAAAAGAAGGUUGUCCUUGGUUAGAGAGUCUAUUCUGCAAUUAGUUGUGUCUUGGCUGUAGGGAAAGAGGUCAUAGUUACACUUAGAACAUAGGACAUUGGGGCGGGGGGAAGAGGGGAGAAAUGACCCAAACAUUGUAUGCACAUAUGAAUAAAAGAAAAAAAAAAUAGAAGAUAGGACAUUUACAGGUGACAGAUACUGUAGGGUUAGAAGCAAGAAUGGUGGAUGGGGAAUCAGUGGCAAACUGGCUUGAGGAUGUCUUCUGAGGGAGGAUUGGGUUGAUAAGCCUAAACCCUGUACUUAAUAUGAAUUUAAUAUGAAACGUAGGCUGGCCUCCAACUUGUGAUCCUCCUGUCACUGCUUCCUGAGUGCUAAGAUUACAGACAGAUGCCACCACAUGGAGUUCUAUUCCUGCUGGGGGACAGACUAGCUGAAGGUGCACAUCCUCUCCCAGGUGGCUGCUGUGGCUGCUCUAUCCAUGGGAAAAUGCUCCAUUCCCUACUACUCCAGACUACCACACCACAUUCCUGCAGGCAUCCAUGGCAGACAGACCGCUUCGUCUGUUGGGUCUUGCUUUGCUUUACCAGUGUGUUGCUGCACUCUAUUCUGGCCACACCAUGCAGUCCCCUGGACUCUGGCUUGGGGUGCCUUUUGCUCACUUGCUUACGUGUAUGCCUCCACCUACUCCCACUGUGUCUGGCAUGCACUCACCCCAAAAUUCUCCCUUUUAUGCCUCAACUGUGGCCUACAUAGGUGUUUAGAAUAAGUCCCUGGUACUACUACUCACUUGUGCUUUCCUGUGUCUGCCCCUGAGCCCUGGGUCCACUCCAAGGCUCCCAGGCCUAUUGUUCUCUUCUUUGUACCUCCUGGGAGCUUAGGAACGAGUGAGUUUAAUUCAUUUUAACAAUAGCAAAGGAGCAAUGCAAGAAUGUUUUCCUCUUGAUCCAGUCAGUCAUUACAUCCCCCAGUCUCUUUAUAGUUUGAUAUAGGAGACUUCUAUUUCAUUUCUUUGAAAUUAGACUAAAUUCAUAUUAAGCACUUGAUAGCCAGCAAGUAGGCACUUGACUUCCCAAACUAUCAGUCAAAAUAUCCUUAUAGUAUUGUCACUGUUCACCUCAAGGAACAAGGAGGCAUCAGCAAUAAGGAUGCUUAGUCUCUGCUAACCUAAGUCCAAGGUGGUUAACUCUGGCUCACUGUCAAGUAGCAUAGGGUCUUCCAUCUUUCUGCUCUGUUCUGUUUUAGGGUUGGUUUUGUCUUCAAGCUCUUUGCUCUCACAAAGCCUGGCUGCAACCAUUCUAAGCAUCAAUCCAGACAUGACAAUAUAGGCAAGAAAGGGAGACCAUUGUCCUGAUCUCCAGCUCCUAAAUAGCUGGGAUUACAGGCAUAAGCCAUCAUGUCCAUCCAACAUGUAGGCUGUAAAUUUUUUUUUCUUGUGGUAGUGGAGUUUGAUCUCAGGGCCUUGUGCUUGAUAGGAGCCACGUCUCCCCCAGCCCUUUUUGUCCUUUGAAAAACAAGAAAAACACAGAAUUUCCAAAGUGGACUUACUGCAUAUCUCUUCGGUACAGAGUUGCUGCAUGUGCCCAUGGCUAAUUUAGUAAUGGCAGGAAAAAAAAAAAAAAAUGGGGUCACUGUCAUGGGCUCAGACCCACCAGGAAAUAGCCCUGGCAUUGGCACUGGGGACGAACUUACCUGAAACAAUGCUGUGGUGUACUAGGUUUGUAUUAGAGUUGAAAAGUUUAGCUGGAAAUAAAGCUGAAUAAAAAAUAAAUAACAAGGUAGCAUCCCUGUGUGUGGAGGAACUAGACAUUGGGUGGGCCUGCCACAGUCCCUGUGGGCUCAGUCCCUGUGCACCAGUCUCAUUGUGACCUUAGGACAGCUAAGUAGCAUUGGAAGUCAUUCCAUCUUACAGACAGUAAAUGGGAGAGCAGUGCAGUUUAGGACAUGAAGCUAAUAAGUGAUAGCAUGGGACUCCAAACUUGAAUCUAUCUGAUGCCAAAUCCACUUCCUUCCAACU
Messenger RNA from Castor canadensis (American beaver), 4078 nucleotides. It is a transcript of the gene Rad51d, whose product is annotated as RAD51 paralog D. Gene Ontology annotation, molecular function: ATP-dependent DNA damage sensor activity; four-way junction DNA binding; ATP binding. Gene Ontology annotation, cellular component: Rad51B-Rad51C-Rad51D-XRCC2 complex; replication fork; microtubule organizing center. Gene Ontology annotation, biological process: telomere maintenance; reciprocal meiotic recombination; DNA strand invasion. The record is from RefSeq and is a predicted model, not a curated record. Lineage: Eukaryota; Metazoa; Chordata; Mammalia; Rodentia; Castoridae.